Messenger RNA from Guyanagaster necrorhizus, 444 nucleotides. RefSeq lists its product as uncharacterized. The transcript has 5 exons. Bases 1 to 444 code for a protein of 147 amino acids. The record is from RefSeq and is a predicted model, not a curated record. Lineage: Eukaryota; Fungi; Basidiomycota; Agaricomycetes; Agaricales; Physalacriaceae.
AUGGAAUAUAGCGAAUCUAGGAAGGCGAUGUUCUGUGCCGCAUCGACCUCGCUAGACCAUCUGAACUGGGCGCUCCUUUUGUUCAUACGUAUCGUCACUGAGAUGACAGGUGGAAUAGGCGAUAUCGGCCCAGACGAAUUGGAUUGGCUCGUUCGAGCUCCAGAGGGGAAGGGUUCGCAGCCACUAUGCAUGUUCAGAUACGAAGGAACCCACAUCGCGUCACUCUUCACUACCGGCGAUUCCUUUCCCCUUCCCUACCUUGCACACGGUUUCCUGAUUUUCGUCCCAUGCAUCGGGCUAGCCAGCAUCACGCGCGUUCCAAGGGAGACAAGGAUCGGCACCUACUCCGACUUGCUACUUGUGCGAUCGAUCUACGCUGACAGACAUCAGAACGAGGCGCUGCGGUCAUUGCGAUCCUCCCAGGUCCUAGUCGCCAAUGACUAA